AUGGGACAGUAUUGGUCGAGUUGGAGUGAGCACGGACUCGAUCACAAAGAGGACAAACUUGCGGUGGAACCUCCGAUCAAAUGGACCAAUGAGAUGGUUAUGGAUUGGCUCUCAAAACAUGGCUUUGAUGAUUACAAGAAACAUUUUAUCGGAGUGAAUGGAAGCAUGUUGCAGAGUUUAACCAAAGAUACUUUGGUGGAUGAGAUGAAUAUUCCGACGGGUGUUGCUAUUAAAUUGAUGAGAGAGGUAGAUCGGUUAUUUGUUCAUACUGUGGGUAGCUCUGGCUCUCCAAAUUAUAAUAAUCAUAAUAACAACAACAACAACACUGCAACAUCUCAUCUGAAUCAUCCUAACAACAACAACAACUCACAAAAUAGUAAUCUUCAAACCAAUGCAUCCAACAAGUCUAUAAUUUCCAUCUCCACCACCACGACAUCAUCAUCAAGUUCUGUCAAUGAUCAAAUUUCCAUUCAACAAGACGAUGAAGAAGCGAUCAAAAAGUGUCUCAUCAAAUUGGACAAGUUAAAAGGACUGCAAAAUUUAUCGGAAAAACAAAAGCGAGAUAAAGCAAAGAAUCUUGUAAUCAAACAUCACUUAUUGAACAGUUAUUUGAACAAGGAUUUUGUGGCAACUAAAAGAACUAUUACUGAGCUGAUCAAUGACUCACCGGUGCCUUCAUCUUCCUCAACAAGGCAUAAUUCUGUUUCGUCGUCUUCCUCUUCAUCAAUUGGAUCCAUCAUCCCGUCAAGUAAAGCACCAACGAUUAUGAUUGCAUCUGAAAAUGUGGAAAUUCAUGAUACUGGAGCUGUUAAUGAUGAUGAAGAUAAAAAAGAUUUACAAAAAGUAGCAAAUGAAAUUUCCGAUUUACAAACCAACAAGAAUUAUGUGAUCAAAGAUGAGGAGUUUUUAAAGGUAAAAUUGGUGAUUGUAGAGCUUCAUAGAACAGCAGCUCAAAGAAAUUUUAGAAAAUUUCUUUCACCUGUCUUGGACACGUUCAAUGUUGUGCCACAGUUUGGACUCUUCCACUCUGCUCUUGUCGUUGGACCAUGGUAUUUAGAGUGGAACGACUCUUCACUAAUUGUACCUCGCAAAUGCUAUUCAGGAGCAGCAGUAUUGGCUGCAGACGUGGAUCGAAGUUUUAAAGGACCUCAAGUAGGAGAAGCUCUUGAAAAAAUUUCUAACAUUAUUUGUAAUUGGAAUGCUAACAUGAUGUAUUCACAACAAAAGGCUAAUUGCCAACAUUUUGUUGAUGAAAUUUGUUUGGCUUUGGGUAUUGAAUUGAAAUUUAAAGGAGCUCUUGGAGAUUACUGUGAAAAGUUGCGAACAUUUGGAAGUUGUGAGCUCAAUUACAGCAUUCCAAAAGAAUUGAAAGAAAAAUGUGAAUUCACUAAAGAAACUUGGAAAUUUACAAGCCAUUCCCAGUUGGAUGAUUUUGUACAUACCAUUUGUAAGAAGGAUCCUCUCUAUUUUGAAAAACGACAAGACGAUUGGAGUUUAUUGAAAAGCUUUGAUCGAGCCUUUUGGCUUAGAUAUUACAAAAAUAAGAAGAGUGACGAUUUUAAACCAUGUUCCAAUGGUUGCCCCUUUUCUGAUCCAGCAACAAGUGGCUCAAUAAUGGAAAACUUUUUCACAUUUGGAAGUAAAAAGAGGUAA
Messenger RNA from Naegleria fowleri, 1653 nucleotides. RefSeq lists its product as uncharacterized. Gene Ontology annotation, molecular function: protein binding. The coding region runs from base 1 to 1653 and encodes 550 amino acids. The record is from RefSeq and is a predicted model, not a curated record. Lineage: Eukaryota; Heterolobosea; Eutetramitea; Acrasida; Naegleriidae. The transcript has 3 exons.